Peromyscus eremicus (cactus mouse) is the source of this 4074-nucleotide messenger RNA. It is a transcript of the gene Ski, whose product is annotated as SKI proto-oncogene. Gene Ontology annotation, molecular function: SMAD binding; DNA-binding transcription factor activity, RNA polymerase II-specific; RNA polymerase II cis-regulatory region sequence-specific DNA binding. Gene Ontology annotation, cellular component: nucleus. The record is from RefSeq and is a predicted model, not a curated record. The transcript has 7 exons. NCBI's taxonomy places the organism in Eukaryota, Metazoa, Chordata, Mammalia, Rodentia, Cricetidae. The coding region runs from base 33 to 2216 and encodes 727 amino acids. Gene Ontology annotation, biological process: negative regulation of BMP signaling pathway.
AGCGGGAGCGGCCCGGGGAGCCCGAUCGCACCAUGGAAGCGGCGGCGGCCGGCCGGGGCGGCUUCCAGCCGCACCCGGGGCUGCAGAAGACGUUGGAGCAGUUCCACCUGAGCUCCAUGAGCUCGCUGGGCGGCCCGGCCGCUUUCUCGGCGCGCUGGGCGCAGGAGGCCUACAAGAAGGAGAGCGCCAAGGAGGCGGGCGCGGCCACAGUGCCGGCGCCGGUGCCUACUGCCGCGGAGCCGCCGCCUGUGCUGCACCUGCCUGCCAUCCAGCCGCCGCCGCCUGUACUACCCGGGCCCUUCUUUAUGCCGUCGGAUCGCUCCACCGAGCGCUGUGAGACCGUGCUGGAAGGGGAGACCAUCUCUUGUUUCGUAGUGGGAGGCGAGAAGCGUCUGUGCCUGCCACAGAUCCUCAACUCGGUGCUGCGCGACUUCUCACUGCAGCAGAUCAACUCAGUCUGCGAUGAGCUGCACAUCUAUUGCUCACGCUGCACCGCCGACCAGCUGGAGAUCCUCAAAGUCAUGGGCAUCCUGCCCUUCUCCGCGCCCUCGUGCGGGCUCAUCACCAAGACGGACGCCGAGCGCCUGUGCAACGCGCUGCUCUACGGCGGCGCCUAUCCGCCGCCUUGCAAGAAGGAGCUGGCGGCCAGCCUGGCGCUGGGCCUGGAGCUCAGCGAGCGCAGCGUCCGCGUGUACCACGAGUGCUUCGGCAAGUGCAAGGGGCUGCUGGUGCCCGAGCUGUACAGCAGCCCUAGCGCCGCCUGCAUCCAGUGCCUCGACUGCCGCCUCAUGUACCCGCCGCACAAGUUCGUGGUACACUCGCACAAGGCCCUGGAGAACCGGACCUGCCACUGGGGCUUCGACUCAGCCAACUGGCGGGCCUACAUCCUGCUGAGCCAGGACUACACAGGCAAGGAGGAGCAGGCCCGCCUUGGCCGCUGCCUGGACGACGUGAAGGAGAAGUUCGACUAUGCCAACAAGUACAAGCGGAGGGUGCCCCGGGUCUCAGAGCCCCCAGCUUCCAUAAGACCCAAAGCAGACGACACUUCCUCACAGUCCCCUGCGUCUUCUGAGAAGGACAAGCAGUCCACUUGGCUGCGGACCUUGGCUGGUUCCUCCAAUAAGAGCCUUGGCUGCGCUCACCCUCGCCAGCGCCUUUCUGCUUUCCGGCCCUGGUCCCCUGCAGUGUCAGCAAGUGAGAAAGAGACCUCCCCACACCUCCCAGCCCUGAUUCGAGACAGCUUUUACUCCUACAAGAGCUUUGAGACAGCUGUGGCCCCCAAUGUGGCCCUAGCACCACCAACCCAGCAAAAGGUUGUGAACAGUUCACCAUGCACAACUGUGGUCUCUCGGGCACCAGAACCUAUUACCACUUGUAUCCAACCACGGAAGCGGAAGCUGACCAUGGAAACACCAGGAGCCCCAGAUAUGCUGACAUCUGUGGCUGCCCCAGAGGAAGACAAGGAUUCUGAGGCUGAGGUGGAAGUUGAAAGCAGAGAGGAAUUCACUUCCUCCUUGUCCUCGCUGUCCUCUCCGUCCUUUACCUCGUCCAGCUCUGCCAAGGACCUAAGCUCCCCAGGCGUGCAUGCUCCUCCGGUGGUUGCUCCUGAUGCUGCAGCCCAUGCUGAUGCCCCAAGUGGGCUGGAGGCAGAGUUAGAGCAUCUGCGGCAAGCCCUGGAGGGUGGCCUGGAUACCAAGGAAGCCAAAGAGAAGUUCCUACAUGAGGUGGUAAAAAUGCGUGUGAAGCAGGAGGAGAAGCUGACAGCAGCCCUACAGGCUAAGCGCAGCCUGCACCAGGAGCUAGAAUUCUUGCGUGUGGCCAAGAAGGAGAAAUUGCGCGAAGCCACUGAGGCCAAGCGCAGUUUGAGGAAAGAGAUUGAGCGGCUCCGAGCUGAAAACGAGAAGAAGAUGAAAGAGGCCAACGAGUCUCGGGUGCGCCUGAAGCGAGAGCUGGAGCAGGCACGGCAGGUCCGGGUGUGUGACAAGGGCUGUGAGGCCGGCCGCCUGCGCGCCAAGUAUUCAGCCCAGAUUGAGGACCUGCAAGCAAAGCUGCAGCAUGCAGAGGCGGACCGAGAGCAGCUUCGAGCUGACCUGCUGAGGGAACGUGAGGCCCGUGAGCACCUGGAGAAGGUGGUGAAGGAGCUUCAGGAGCAGCUGUGGCCUCGGCCACGGCCUGAGAAUGUGGGUGGCGAGGGCAGUGCCGAGCUGGAUCCCUAGCCUGUGCAGUGCCUGCCACUGCCACAUGGACCUCCAUACGUGCGCAGAGGGCGGCGGGUACGUGGCUCUGCAGACCCAGCCCACGCCUCUGCAGCCACACAGCACAACGUCUCUACUGUGCCUAUUACCAAGCGAGUGUUUGUAACCACAUACUUUUGGAAUCCACUGCAAAAUUUUCUACUGGCCAAGUUCAAGUGAGCAAGCCAUGUCCCCCAGCUGCAGCCAGAGUUGAGACUAGCUCUGUGGCUUGUAGCUGGUCCUCUGCUUGCUAGAACAUUCUAACAUUUACACUUUUGUUAUAAGCUAUUUAAAACCAGUAAGAAGACUUGAUAUUCAAAAAAUCAACAUGUUUUUUAAUGACUAACUGUAAAAGGCCCCUACACGUGACGCCAUCUGGACACCCACUCUGGUGGGGGUGGCACCCACCCACCGCCGUCCUGGGAAGCCAUCACCGCUCAUCUGUGCCCGCGGCUGCAAGAGGACAGCAAGGGUUUUCUUCAGAGUCUAUUUUUUCAGCCACAAGGACCCCAGUCUUCCUGCUGCUGCCAGGAAGAGCAGGGAGAGCACCGCGUGCGAGAUGAGCCCCAACACUGCCCGCCUUACCGCCGCUGCCCCGCCCACCAACAUCACCACUAACCCUGCCAUGCAGGCACCAGGGGUCCUGAGUCACAGUCUGUCCAGGCCCCUGGAUGCCCCUGCCCACCUACACCUUGAGGGCCGACCUGUGUUAGGCAGUGGCCAUGGUCCAGUGUCAUGUUGUAUUGUUCCCCAUACACACCGCCCGCCCACCCACACGCUGCUUGACCACAGCAACCCCUCUUCAAUGCAGCAGACAUCACUCCUCUCAUCUUGGGACUGAGGCUGCAGCAUUGGAACAAAAACAGCAUUAUAUCACUUUUUUCUUUCUCUCUCUUUUUUUUUUUUUGUUGUUGUUCAUUUAAACAUGUAUUUAGAACUGCACUUUGUCAGAACCCUCCCUUCUCUUUUUACUCCCCAGUUACCUGAGGUUUUUACUGAUUUCUAGAGCAGUUCAAACCCUAAGUGCUCGAGUGCUUAGAAAUCCCCUCUGGUGCUUGGUUGAACAAGGGAAUCACAAGAAAAUGAAAAUGCAGAGACUGAACUUGGGGGUCGUUCUGUGCCUUCCAGCAUCUUGUACAGCAAACCCUGACUUGUCUUUUUACCCCCAAAAUAUCGUCUUCAGUAGCGAUUGAAUCUGCCACUGUCAAAAUACGUUACUUGCAUUUAUUCCAAAUAAUCUCGUUUACUCUUAACUGUUUAUGCAAAUUGUAUAAGAUUUCUUAUGCCCAAGCUUGAAAAAUGAUUUCCUAGUCGACAAGAGGCCACCACCCAUCCUCCAGUUGUGUUAUUUACAUGAGAAGAUCACACAGAAGCCCUCCCUCCGCUCCAGUCCCGACAGGGCAGCCGUGAGCUGAGGGAGGUGGAGAUGGCUUGUGCAGGUACAAGACCUCAAGGACUCUCGCCUGCCUGCGACUGGAGACUGCUAAGCCCUGACACUCGGUGCCCGAGGUCGUCUGCAGGGUUUUGCCCUUGGUUUACUGUGGGGGGCUGGGCUGCUGCCAGGUCCCCCCUUCUGAAGUGCAAUGCAAAAGGGACGUCAUGUAUAUGCAGCGUUUAUUUGGAGUUUUUUCUUUGGCUUUUUUUCCUCUCAGUUAUGAAACUUGUAUGCAUGGAUUUCACAUCUCCAUAGCUAGACCCACCCAUGGGCAUUAUGACCGUGUCUCCUAAAGGGUCAGUUUUGUUACGCAACACGAAGAAUGCUGUUUUCAGCCUUGUUUUUCUAGAGUUGUGUUUUUCAGUCAUUUCUUCAAGGAAAACUAAAUGAUUUAGUUGGAGCAAA